This is a messenger RNA of Geodia barretti, 2369 nucleotides long. NCBI's taxonomy places the organism in Eukaryota, Metazoa, Porifera, Demospongiae, Tetractinellida, Geodiidae. The record is from the annotation of a GenBank genome assembly.
GAAACCAGCCCACCUUGGGAGUGUCCUUUUUUCACAGGUGUCCCUUUUUAGGAGGUGUAUUAGUAAGGAGCAGCACAGUGCGUCAUUUAGUUGGAGGGGCCUUUUUGGAGGUUCCACUGUGUAUCUUUGUGUUUUUAUUGCCAUGUUAGCCUUCUUUAUAUCAUUCUUCAUCCACCCCCUCUGUCUAUAUGACUUCUUCCCUCUGGGUGUGACUUCAUUUCCCUAUCUCUACCACCAGAUCUCCCUACUUGCUGGUGACCAGUUCCCUGAAGAUAUACAAGAUGCCUAUGACAGGUGCAGACUCCCAGGCUGCACUCGAAAUAAUAGCGGCUGACAAUGGCAUAUCAGCCAUUGCCUUUCACUACAGGUUGGGUUACAUCUUUUGGAUCAAUGUACGAGAUCGCUGCAUCAAGAGAGCUAACAUGGACGGUACCAACAUCACGACUUUAGUCAUGGGAGACCUAUCAAAGCCUGCUGACUUGGCAGUGGAUUGGAUCCACGAUAAACUCUAUUGGAGCGACUCUGGUUUCAAGAGAAUUGAAGAAGUAGACCUCCAUACAAAUGAAAGGAGAAUUGUUGUUCAGUUGGACUCUGGCAGUAACCCAGUGGGUCUUGCCGUAUAUCCUACCAUGGAGCAUGGUGUUCUGUAUUGGACGGACAGUGGUAACCGUAAUCUGCAGAGGAUCCUCAAUACAGGCACUUCUCAUGCUGUCAUUCACCAAGCCAACUGUGUUCAGCCAAUUGCCCUUAAACCUACGAGAGAGAAUGGUGUACUGGGGAGACCAGUGUACAUAUUCCAUAGAGUCCGUCUUGAUCAACGGGACCAGCCAUAGUGUUGUGGUGAAUAGCGACGAGAGUGCAAUCGAAUUUCCCCGCGGAAUGUCUCAGUUCGGAGACUCAGUUUACUGGGUUCAGCCGAAUGGGUGUAUAAGAAGACGGGGGAGGUCAUGAGCGUUUUAUACGAUAGUCCCAGCUCCAAUGUCCUGCAAGAUAUUCAAGUUGUUCACCCUGACACUCAACCUACCAUCGAACAACUUCAGCAGCCUGAAUCUGUGUCUGACGUGAGUGCUGAAUGUGGAGGUGGAUGUCAGAAUGGUGGCAGCUGCAUAUUCCCUGGAGUCUGCAACUGCUCUACUGGCUGGGCCGGUCUCUCCUGCAGUGAAGAUGAGGAUGAAUGUCUGGUCAACAACGGCGGCUGCCCACACAACUGCACCAACACAGAUGGUGGGUAUCACUGCUCCUGCCAGGAGGGCUACACACUGUCUCAUAAUGGCUCCAACUGCGAUUGAAUCUCCCGUCAUUCCUACUUCAGUCCCUGACAUCCAGCAGACCGCGACACCCCAUCCUUCUCUUCCACCUGCUUCCCCCACCCUCGAACCAAACAUACAGCCAAACAUCCUCUCACAUUCAACCUCAUCACAUUCAAGCCCUUCACGGCCCACCCCAACUAGCACCACAACCACUGACAGGUCAUCUCCUACUAGAACCACAACUACCACAGAUCUCCUGCACAAACCCUCAACGACGGAUAGGAAUGAUGUGGUCCCAACUUCCAGUAAUAAAGCCAUACCUACACCGGCAGCCCACCCGACCACUUUCACUACUGCCUAUGUAAACCCAUCCAACACACCAACUGAUGGCGAAGAAACUGGGACAGAGAUUACACACGGCGACAGUGUUGUGUCUAUGACAUCACCCUCAGCAACACAGACCGUGGAAUUUGAUAUUCAGGAGACACCGUUGCCGACCUCUGACUCAAAAUCAGGAAUGACAGGUCCAACCAUCAGCGGCAUAGACAGAGCGAAUGAUGAUACUGAAGGAUCCAAUCCAUUAGUGUUCAUCAUCCCAGUGUCAGUGGUGGCAGGAUUUGUUCUUCUCUCUCUUGCCGUGUUUGCAUUCAUGAUGACCUACGUACAUUGCAAAAGCCAACGUCAAGGCUCUUACUCGUUUGGAAAUCCCGCCGCUCUGGACAUAGCCGGAGCGGUGUCGACAAACACGCUCAAGCGAGGCCAAGUCACUCGCACGAGCUUCAGAUCGAUGGGUUCUUCAGGGACCUCUCAAAACACCCCCGAAACUGUUGCGAUUCUCUCUCAGCCUAGAGACAGCACGCGUGCCUCCUCCACAAUCAGUGGAUCAGAGUCGUUUGAAUGGAACCACACAUGACAGCCGCAGAGACGCCCUACACGAAGAAGCCACAAAGUCACAUCGUUUUAUUAUGAAUUUAUCAUCACAUUGCACAUUUCUUUUCUAUGUUUGUCCAAGAUUUUGAUUAUAUAGGUACUUCUUGCAAUAAUCAAUCAUAGAUCAUAUUAGUGUUUGUGUUGCAUAUUAUUAUAGCAAAAAACGGCAGUAUAAUAAUUAUAGUCGGG